Molecule: messenger RNA, 3395 nt
Organism: Strongylocentrotus purpuratus (purple sea urchin)
Lineage: Eukaryota; Metazoa; Echinodermata; Echinoidea; Camarodonta; Strongylocentrotidae
Product: meiotic recombination protein REC8 homolog
Exons: 17
Coding region: 109-2289 (726 amino acids)
Biological process (GO): replication-born double-strand break repair via sister chromatid exchange; synaptonemal complex assembly; mitotic sister chromatid cohesion
Cellular component (GO): synaptonemal complex; cohesin complex
Molecular function (GO): protein binding; chromatin binding
Source: RefSeq, a predicted model, not a curated record
AGGUUUAAAAGAAAAGUACUCAUAAUAUUAAUAGUCUUUUUUAUUUCUUCUAGUAGUUAAAUAAGGAAUCAAGCACAAACUGACGAGACAGUCUUGGACGAAGCAGCCAUGUUCUAUUCUCAUGACAUUCUGCAGAAGAGAGGGGGCAAGUUUGGCAUCAUUUGGAUUGCAGCUACAAAGGGGGUGGCUUUGAGCAAGAGAGAUUAUUGCAGCGUAUGUGUUCCAAAAUCAUGCGAUGACAUCGUCAAGUACAUCACCUUAGAAGCUAUGCCCGUCAGUCGGAAAGGUUCUCGUCCUCGCUUCUCUCUCUACCUGUCGUCUCAACUGAUGGUUGGUGUAGCGAGGGUCUUUGAGAAGCAAGUCAACUAUUUCAUUGUUGAUGUCAAUGAGCUCCAUAAGCGAACCACAGGAUUCAGGGCUUCAAGUUUUGAUGAUGUCUACACCAGCCACAUUCAACUCAAGAAAUCUACAAAGUCAGGAGAUUUCUGUACCAUGCCAGAGUCCAACAUGUUCAACGAUGAGGAGUUUGGUUUGAUGAGAGGUAGUUGGGACCUCACCCCAGACCCUCUUCUACUUCCUCAAAUUGAGAUGUUCUCUGUGAGUCCAUACAGAACAGCCAAGCUAUCUACGUCAUUGCUAGAGCUUAGUCCAACUCAGAUGGACAAAUUAGUACUUGAGAGUCCACCACAUCUAGUAUCCAGUGCAUCAGAGAUCAGUCUCAGAGAUGAAGUGUCGCAUAAUGAAGAAAUGCAGAUCCCUGAGGUGGAGUUGCCCCCUUUGGAAGGCAUCGAUGAUGACCUCAUGACGACCAUCUAUGAAGAGAUGGCCAUUGCUGAAGAGAUGAAGGAGAAUGAAGAGAAAGACAACCUCUCUCAGAUCAGCAGUUUCUGCCUUGACCAGCUAUGGGAAGUGGACCAGCGUACGGGUCAGCUCAUCCUCUCUCCAUCCCCCAAGGGGACCGUGUUCCAGCCCCGUCACUCGUCCUCCCCCCAUCGAUCCCUCCUCCUAGACCAGCUCUCCCCCAUACCUUCCCAGGAGGAACUCCUCCCCUCACCCACCGGGCCAGGGGUGCAGGAUGGGGUGCCGAUGGUGGAAGACAUCGAUCUUGAGUUUGAAGGGGCAGAGCUUGCAGAGGUGGCUCCUCCUUCCAAGAAGCCAAGCUCCAAUGGGAUGGAGACACCAGGAACUGGUCCAGUGAUGCUGAACAUCUUGAGACUGUCUCCCAUCGAUUCCGCUUCCCCAACCCCUGUCCCUCGAAGAGGUCGUAAGAGACGUCUUGUGUUUGCUGAUGACUCCACCCAGCUGAGUAAGAAGGACAUACGUCACAACAUGGAAACUGUGGGGGAACUUGCCCGCAAGGAGACUUUCAUAUCACCCAGUCACCCAUCUGCCAAGGAACUGUUUGAAGAACCAGCAAGAAAAGCUUUGAAGAAGACCAACGUCCUAUACAAGCUAUGGAAGAAUCACUCUGCGCUUAGGACAGUCACUACAGACCCUGAGGCAGAUGAUAUAGACGCACCUGCUUGGAGCACCGCGUACAUGAGACCAAGACCGCCCAUGCCAGGAUCAUCCUCGGAUACCACCAGCAAAGAAGGACAGGAGGAGGAGGAGGAAGAUGAGAGGGCUUUACUGCUCAAGGAAAUACCAGAGGUCCUGCGCCAUGAAAUCUCAGUGAGCCCGGAGCGCCUGAGAGACAUCUCCCUGGAAACGAGCCAGCCCAGGACCAAGUUUGAAGACACUCCCCAUUCCCUCAUUGUCUCGGAUGCGAGUCAUCUAUCUGAAUCCAAGGACAGUUCUCGCGUGAAGAGUUUCCACUCUGAUCCCCCAACAGCACAUAGGAGCUUGCACCGCCCCACUGGAGACAGCUUCAAGGAGAUGGAAGAGGCCAUCCAAGAGGAACUAAUGGACAUCAGGGAGCUCCCAUUGUUACCAGAGGAGGAUAUCAUGAUGGAUCAGCUUGAGGAGCAGCUGGAGGAGCCUGCUGUACCGUCCGCACCCGAGAUGAUAAGCACCUCGGAAGAUGAGGAGAUGAGAAAGGCAAAAAAGAAGACGAAGACGCAAACAGAGACGACUGUUCCUCAAGACAAUAUCCUUAAGGGCAUUGGUGUGCUUACAGAAGAAGUAGACUCGAUCAGCUUCAAAGAUCUGGUCCCACCGAGGACGUACAGAUCAGUCGCAGUCAAGAUCUUUUCCGUCUGUUUGGAAUAUGCUGCCAUGCGACUGAUCACAUUAACUCAGGACAGACCUUUUGGAGACAUCUAUAUCCAGAGAGGACCAAACUUUGAUUAAGUGGACCAAUAAAAACUAGGUACUUGGCGGACUCGACUCAACUGCUAUAAAUCAAAAGUGCCUAUUUACCUUGCAAGAAAGUUUGUGUGUGAUGAAGAUAGGAACAUUGCUGAUACAAGAGCAAAAUUCAGUAUCAUUCUGUAAACUAGAUAUAUUGUAUGAUGACAAAAGAGUAUUUCUUUUGGUGUCGGCUUCAGAUAAAUCAUUGUAUUGAUGCCGAAUUAGAGACUGGUUUACUUCUGUAUCAAAGUUACUUUUUCAUGUCUUUACAUGGUCAUGAAAGUGAUUGUAUUACAGGUAUUUAUUUGUCAAUGAUUAUAGGGAAAAGACAACAGUUAUGUUUUCAAAGGUUCCUUCUGUAAAGAAAAACAGAAGAUUUUAUAUAACUCUUAAGUCAUAGAUAAUUACAAUCCUGUGCCAUUAUUGCCUCCCUUGUUAUCUUGCUAUUCAUAAAUUUGUGUGCUGAUGUGAUGCGACAACUUUUCUCUUCUCAUAAAACCAGGUAUUCCAUCAUUUUGAAUGUUUGCUCAUAAUAUUUCGGCUUUUCAGGAUUAUACAGACUAUAGCUAUGUCUAUGACUCAUCAAAAGAAUAAAUUGAAGUCCCUAUUAUGGAUUUGCAAGCCCUCUAAAACUUUUCUGUGGCAGCAAGAUAAGUUUAUAAAAGAAUGUGCACAAUUUCAGAUCUCCGGAGAGAAAAUUAAAGCCCUUUUUUUGUACACAACAAAUAGGGCGAAUAAAUCACAGCCAUUUGCAAGAUUCAAAGUUAAAAGAAAAAUGAUUGGAAUUUUGCCAUCAUACUUUCAAGACAGUUUUUCAAUUGUGAUAUUUUUUUCAACAUUUUGACCCUCUUACAUGUUAUGUGAUUUUCACUAUAAUGCAAAUCCUAGUUUAAGAAAACUCUGUAGAAAAGGAGAAUAAUUUCUUGUUAGCUAGACUUUGGAUAUACUCUCAAGCCGAUAAUAUUAUUGUCUCUUUAUUGUUCUUUAAUGGGGGUGGGGUGCAGUUGUCACCAGUCCCAGACAAUUGUGUCAGAAAAUUGUUUAUUUUCAUAUUCUACCUUGAAACUCUGAAUUUCUCUUUUCACAGUGCGUUUAGAAGUUAUGAA